Messenger RNA from Theileria equi strain WA, 1074 nucleotides. RefSeq names its product apurinic/apyrimidinic endonuclease, putative. Bases 1 to 1074 code for a protein of 357 amino acids. Gene Ontology annotation, biological process: base-excision repair. The record is from RefSeq and is a predicted model, not a curated record. Gene Ontology annotation, molecular function: DNA-(apurinic or apyrimidinic site) endonuclease activity; phosphoric diester hydrolase activity; DNA binding. The transcript is spliced from 7 exons. NCBI's taxonomy places the organism in Eukaryota, Apicomplexa, Aconoidasida, Piroplasmida, Theileriidae. Gene Ontology annotation, cellular component: nucleus; mitochondrion.
AUGGCGGUGAAAUCUGAGAAUGGAAAGUCCACGUCUACUAAAAAGACAGGAAUUGAUAAGAAGGGCACUAAAAAGGCCACUCAGACUAAACUUACGUUUGAAGCUACAAGUCCAGUCAAGAGCAGCUGGGCUACUAUGCCUACCUUGGAUCCGAAAGAAGACCCGCAAGAAGCAUUUAAUAAAAUUGCAAAGAUGAGAGAGCUGUCCAACGUAUAUAUUGGUGCACAUAUAUCAGCCUCAGGAGGACCGGAACAGUCCAUUACAAAUGCAUUCAACAUUUGCGGCCAAUCGUUCGCUUUGUUUUUAAAGAAUCAACGUAGAUGGAGCUGCGCACCUCUGACUCCUGGAAGUAUUGACAAAUUCAAGGAGGGAUUAAAAGCACGUGGUUACGAACCAAAAUAUAUUCUUCCACAUGGUUCCUAUCUAAUCAAUAUGGCUAAUCCAGACCCUGAAAAACGUGAAAGAGCCUUUGAAAAUUUCAUGGAUGAUCUCAAACGUUGCGAGCAACUAGGAAUCUUGCUCUACAAUUUCCACCCUGGGUCCACAGUUGGAAUGUGUUCCAAAGCCGAAGGAAUCAAAAAUAUAGCCGAAUGCAUAAAUAAAGCCAUCGAGCUUACCAAUGAGGUCAAAAUUGUUCUUGAAAAUGCUGCCGGCCAAAAGAACGUUAUCGGUUCAAAAUUUGAGGAUUUGAGAGAUAUAAUUGCCCUCGUACACAAUAAAUCGAGAGUUGGAGUCUGUCUCGAUACUUGUCAUUUAUUCGCUGCUGGAUAUGAUAUUCGUACAGAAAGUAACUUUAAGAGCAUAAUGGAGCAGUUUGAUGAGAUUGUCGGACUAAAAUAUCUUUCCGCUGUUCACCUCAACGACUCCAAAUCGGACUUGGGAAGUGGUCUAGACAGGCACGAAAAUAUCGGCAAGGGAAAGCUAUCAGAAGAAACAUUCAAGUUUAUAGUAAACAGCGGCUAUUUUAAGAAUAUGCCCAUUAUUUUGGAAACACCAAUUGAGAAUGAUGAAAGUGUCUACAAGCGAGAGGUACUCUUUAUGUAUAGUUUACUCUCACUUAAAAAAGAGCCAUAA